Physcomitrium patens is the source of this 3076-nucleotide messenger RNA. Its product is annotated as DEAD-box ATP-dependent RNA helicase 32. Gene Ontology annotation, molecular function: RNA helicase activity; ATP binding; nucleic acid binding. The record is from RefSeq and is a predicted model, not a curated record. Lineage: Eukaryota; Viridiplantae; Streptophyta; Bryopsida; Funariales; Funariaceae.
GGGUUAGGGUUUAAGGCCGCUUGCAGGCGUUGAGAAGGAGGACGACGAUGAUGACGGGUCAUCAUGGAGCUUUGGUUUGUGCCUUGUGAUGGGCAGAAUUGGAAAUUUGCUUCUCGAGUAGAGGAAGCUUAGAAUGAGCAAGUAGUCUUUGUGUUGCACUGCGGAUUCUGGGAAUGGCCCCAGGGAUGAAGGGCAAAUGUCUCGGGAAGGGAAGGGCACGCAGGGCAAAUUUCAGGGGGAAGAGAGUGGACGAGGAUGAGGAGAUUCAAUCCCUCGAGGCGCGAAUCGCCGCAGGAGCGCCUGCGCCAGGCACCAAUCCUCUUGCGUUCACAAUUGCCAAGGAAUCGGAUGAGAGUGGGAAGAAAGGGGAGCCAGGGGACGGGGAUGCUCUGAAGCCGUAUGCCGGAGCCAAGGAUUUCGCCGCGUUGCCUCUCUCGGACCGGACGCAAAGGGGUUUGAAGGAGCAUAAGUUUGUGCACAUGACUGCUAUUCAGAGAGCGGCGAUACCCCACGCGCUCUGUGGGCACGAUGUGCUUGGCGCAGCGAAGACUGGCAGCGGCAAGACGUUGGCCUUUCUCCUGCCGGUAGUUGAGAAGCUGUAUCGAUUGAAGUGGGGUGCUGUGGAUGGAGUUGGUGCCAUCAUCAUUUCUCCCACACGAGAACUUGCAGGUCAAAUUUUCGAUGAGCUUCGAAAAGUCGGCAAACACCAUUCAAUUAGUGCAGGGCUGCUUAUAGGAGGGCGAAAGGGAGUGGACACUGAGAAAGAAACUGUAAUGAACCUGAACAUAUUGGUUUGUACCCCUGGCCGGCUGUUGCAACACAUGGACGAGACACCGAACUUCGACUGCUCACAACUUCAGGUGCUGGUGCUCGAUGAGGCAGAUCGCAUCUUGGACAUGGGGUUUUCUGGAACUUUGAAUGCUAUACUGGGACAACUUCCUAAGGAGAGACAGACAAUGCUUUUCUCCGCCACACAAACAAAGUCGGUAAAAGAUUUAGCUCGUCUGAGCUUACGAGAUCCUGAAUUUUUGGCAGUUCACGCAGAAUCUGCAGCGGCUACGCCAGCUAGGCUUCAACAAACUGUUAUGAUCGUCCCUUUGGAUGAGAAGAUGGACAUGCUCUGGAGUUUUGUAAAGACACAUCUUCAAACUAAGAUGCUCGUCUUUCUAUCUAGUUGCAAACAGGUGAAGUUUGUACAUGAAGCAUUUAGACGACUUCGGCCUGGUAUACCUUUGGCCUGUUUGCAUGGGCGCAUGAAACAAAUGGCAAGAAUGGCCACUUUUUACAAAUAUUGUGAAUCUAAGCACGCACUCCUCUUUGCUACUGAUGUCGCAGCACGAGGAUUGGACUUUCCAACUGUUGAUUGGGUCCUACAGGUAGAUUGCCCUGAAGACGUGGCCACUUACAUUCACAGAGUGGGGCGUACUGCCCGUUACACUGCAUCUGGCCAUUCUCUUCUCUUCCUUGCACCGUCAGAGGAGCCUAUGCUGGCUGCAUUGGAGGCGGCGAAGAUUCCUGUGAGAUUGAUCAAGGCAAACAAGGAAAAGGUUCAACCUGUAUCAGGGGCUCUCGCCGGAUUACUAUCAAAAGAUCCAGAUUUGAAGUACAUGGCUCAACGAGCAUUUACAACAUAUCUCCGCGGUAUACAUGUACGUGCAGAUAAGUCAAUUUUUGAUGUAACUCAACUUCCACAUGCCGAGUAUGCCGCAUCAUUGGGAUUGCCCACAACGCCGCGCAUCCGUUUCCUGAAGAGAGGGGUGAAGGGUGGCAAGAAUAUUCAAGGCUCAGAGCAGGAUGUUGGUGGAGGAACCGACGAAGAAAAUGAUGGGGAAGAUGAGGCUGAACCUAUGACCACUUUAGAUGACAAAGAAGAGACAACUAAGGAGACAAAUGGUCUUACAGCGAAGAAGAAAAACAAAUUGGAUCGACUUUUUGCCCGGAAAAACAAUGACGUUCUCUCUUCUGCAUUUGACAAAAUUAGAGCACAUGACGAUGAUGAGAGUGAUGGUGAGGACAACAGUGACGCUGACGAGUUUUUGACUAAGAAAAGACCAAGAGAGCAGGGAGAGGCGGACGAGUUCCUGACAAAGAAAAAACCUAAAUCAGACGCUGAAGAAGUAGAGGGCAAAGCAAUGAAAAUGAAAAGCUCGGGUGUCAAGAUCUUGAAAAAGAAUAAGUUGAAGAUAGAUCCUAGUAGGGCUGGAGCACAUCGCAUGGUGUUUGACGAUGAGGGUGUUGCUUUGCCUCCCUUAGAAGCUCUUGCUAGACAAAGCAAAGAAGUACUCAGCGCCCCACCAGGUGUGAGUAAUGAAGUUGUGGAAGCAGCGAAUGAACGGUACAAACAUCUGAAAAUGGAGAUGAAACAAAGAGACAAGGAAGAUCGUCUUCAAGAGAAACAAAGGCUACGAGAGAAGAGAACGAAAAUGAAGCAAAAACUGCGUGCUGUAUCGGAUGAGGAUGAGGAUGACGAUGAAGUUGCAGACAGUGGUGGGGAUACUAGUGAUGCGAGCGACGGUGAGAAUAUCAAAGAAAAACAGAGGAGAAAAUACAGGCGAGCAGCAAACGAGGAGAAUGAAGAGAGUGGCAGUGAUGGUGAAGAUAGUUUCAGAAAUGGUAGUGACUCAGAUGCGCCAUCACAGAAGCCGAAAGCAAGACGCGUAGGUCGAAAGAGGGACUCCAGUGAAGAUCAUCCCUCUGAUGUUCAGGAGUUGUCAUUAGCUGAAAAAGAGGCCCUUGCUCUCAAGCUUUUGAAAAUGAGAAGAAAAUAAGAUGUUACUUUUCAGUCUGGCCGGACCCAACGUCAUUUUUUUGUAGAUAGGACCAUAGGACCCAUUUCAGCUUUCUCUCUAAAUACAGAGAUUGCAACCAAAACAGGUCAUCAGGAUAGCACAUCAAAUGGUGUGAUCAGCAAGUAUACAGUUGAGAGUAUUCCCAUGAUUUCUACACUUCCUUUUUGAGAUAGUAUUGUUCUACUGAUUUCAACUCGAUGUAAGAUGAGUCACAGUUCUACACAACCUCUAUUAAUUGUAUGACUUAUCUCAAAAGAGCUGAUUAUUGAUUAUCUGGAUUGAUUGAA